Messenger RNA from Alternaria alternata, 645 nucleotides. RefSeq lists its product as hypothetical. Lineage: Eukaryota; Fungi; Ascomycota; Dothideomycetes; Pleosporales; Pleosporaceae. The transcript has 3 exons. The coding region runs from base 1 to 645 and encodes 214 amino acids. The record is from RefSeq and is a predicted model, not a curated record.
AUGGCUGCACUUCUAUCUCACCAACUGCCUCAACCUGUGUCACCGGCUCACGCAGAGCUCGUUACCUAUGCGAACAGUUUCCAGUCCCCACUUCUCCGUCUACCCGGCGAGAUCAGGAAACGUAUCUACGCCUUCGUUUUCACCGUGAAAUGUGUUAGCUGGGUUGACAACAGAUGGUCUAGAUCCGAUCUAGUAGAUCGAAUCCCGUCUCGUACUCCAAACCGAAGGAUAAAGUACCCGUUGUCUCAGUUGAUCUCCAGUACAAUGGUGUGUCGGCAGUUUUACGCAGAGGCUUCUCCCUUGAUUCCUCGUCUGAACGAGUUGUGCUUCACCGGCUUGGCAUUCGUACGGAAAUUCGGACAGAACUUCACAGAGAAUAUGCCGCACAAAUUUGUGCAGGGCAUCGAGACGGUUUGGCUGGUUAAUUGCGUGCCUGGAACAUUGGAGAGAACGAAGACAAUCGCUGACAUCACCCUACAAAGGAUGUGUGGACUCAAGAAGAUCGUUGUAAGGCAUGGGCCUUUCCAUUCCAACCCUGGACCUUCAAUCCAUGAGCGAGAAGUUCGGGAGAAGAUGUUUGUGGAAGUGCUGAGGAAGGAAGGGAUCGAAUGCGAGGUUGUGUUUGACUAUCCAGUGAGGAGAUAG